This is a messenger RNA of Alligator sinensis (Chinese alligator), 4948 nucleotides long. It is a transcript of the gene KRT80, whose product is annotated as keratin 80. Gene Ontology annotation, cellular component: keratin filament. Gene Ontology annotation, biological process: intermediate filament organization; keratinization. Bases 540 to 2252 code for a protein of 570 amino acids. The record is from RefSeq and is a predicted model, not a curated record. The transcript is spliced from 9 exons. Lineage: Eukaryota; Metazoa; Chordata; Crocodylia; Alligatoridae. Gene Ontology annotation, molecular function: structural constituent of skin epidermis.
GUCCUUAGACCAACACGGCUACAACCAACGCCCCUGAAACAUGGAAGAUAUUGAAUUUGCCGUCUGAAAUGAAAAUGCCUUAAAAAUCUCCGGGUGUCGACGCAUAGCUUGUUUUUGAAAAUAGGGUUUGGGCUCUUAAAUGCUACUGACAAUUGUAACUUUGCCGACCUGCCUGUCACAAUUACAAGCGAUUCGAAAAGCUUUGCUUUUCAGGUGCCCCACUCGAGACACCUUAAGAAGGCCUGGCUUUUAGAAAGCCGCAGGGCCUCUGCAAAUAAAAAUUAAAAAUAAAAAAAAUCAGACCUCUUCGUGGUACUUCCAACUGGGUACUCAAAGUCACUGGUUCUGUGACCAUAUGGGUUAAAAGGCUUCAGAGCCAAGAACCAACCCCACAUUCCUGAAUCCAUCUCUCCCGCCUUAGCUACAAGCUAAGCUGGAGCUUAAAGCCUGUUGUUUUCAUCACCAUUUAAGGAUGAGGAAGCCGGCGCUUCGCAGCACGUGAGAACCAGCUGCGAGUGAUUUAAUUUCUGUGUGUGUGCAUGCUCUCCACCCAAAUAAGCUCCAAAAAGGAAGGAGGGAGCAGGGUGAAAAGAAAACCCAACAGGUUGAUCUGGAUUACCUCAGUGGUCACACCCACCCCGCUUAAUGAACAUAGGAGAACAGGUGUUUGCAAUGCAUUAGCUCAGGGGAGGCAGGAGUUCAAACGUGCCACUUCUCUUCUUCCCCCCGCAGCAGCAGGCAGCUUGGGGCCCACCGCCGGGAUGGACACCCCUUCCAAGGCAUUCAGCACCAGCUCGCUCUCCUCCGGAGGCGCCUCGGGAAGGAUGAGCAGGGCUAGCUCCAUCUUCGCUGCCGUGGACUGCAAUGGCUGCAGCAGCCCUGGAAGCACAGCCAGCCGAAAUUUCAGCUCCGCCAGCCUCAGCGGAAACAGGCCUUCUGCCUACCCGCCCCUGUCGGUGGACAAGACCCUCUUGACGCCGCUGCACCUGGACAUCGACCCCAGCUUCCAGGCCAUGAAGAACCGGGAGAAGGAGGAAAUCAAGGUCCUCAACAAUCAAUUUGUGGCCUUAAUCAAACAGGUCCAAAGCCUGGAGCUGCAAAACAAGAUGCUGGAGACCAGGUGGGACUUCCUCAAAGAUCAGGACAAUUCCAGCUCUGAGGUGGACAUCAAGUGCAUCUACGAUGAGUACAUGGGCAGAAUGGAACAAGAGAUGAAGUCGAUUGACCAAGAGAAAGAAGAGCUGGAAUCCGAGCUGACAAAGGUGCUGGAUUCAAUGGACGACUUCCGAGCCAAAUACGAAGGUGAAAUGCAAUUGCGCAAUAGCUUGGAGUACACCUUCCUGGAGCUCAAGAAGGAUCUGGAUGCUGGCACCUUGCACAGAACAGAGCUGGAGGUAAAGCUGAAUGGACUUCAAGAGCACAUGGAGUUGAAGAAAUCUGUAUAUGAGCAGGAGCUUCAAGAGCUGCUAGCAGAAGUGAAGGACAUCUCAGUUGUCCUGGGAAUCGAUACCAGAUGCAACCUUGACCUGCACAGCAUUGUGGAGGAAGUGAGGGCUCAGUAUGAAGCCCUGGCUGUUUGGAGCUGGAAGGAGGCAGAAGCACAUAUCUGGAGCAAGCUGAAUGAAGGGGUCCCACGCUCCGCCAUGUAUGGGAACCAUCUCUUCAACAGCCGGCGGGAGAUUGCUGACCUGAACAUACAGAUCCAGAAGCUGAGGUCCUGCAUAGUGUCCCUCAAGAGCCAGUGCCUGAGUUUGGAAGAAAGCAUCAAAGAGGCUGGGGAACAGGGUGAGUUUGCUCUCCAGGAUGCCAGUGCCAAGCUGGCCAGUUUGGAGGAAGCCCUGCAGAAGGGCAAAGAGGAUGUGACUCACCUGGUGAAGGAGCAUCAGCAGCUAAUGAACACCAAGCUGGCCCUGGACGUGGAAAUCCUCACCUACAGGAAGCUGGUGGAAGGGGAGGAGAGCAGCAUAGAGUCUCCAGCGCCCACAGUCAUUACCAGCAUCCACUCCAAACCGAAGUCCGCUGCAACCAGCUUCAGCAGCUCAGCAGCUUCCAAAGCAGAUCCUAGAGGAAGGGGGAAUCCCACAGAGAAGAUGAACCUAAACAGAGGCACGGUGGAGGCCGUCCUCUCCAGAAGCCAGAGCGAUGGCUCAGCCUCCCAGAACACACCAGCCCAACAUGACGGGGCCCGUCCAAAGCCUCGUUCCCUGUCUAACGUAGAAGGCCACCUGGAGAAACCCAACCAAGAAAAAUAAAUCCCAGGCACCCUGGCAGCUGCACCUGAAUGGAGACCACCUGAUGCCCAGUCCUAGCCAGCAUCUUCAGCUGGAACUGGGAUUCAACCUCAAGCCCGCCCCUUCCAACCAACACUUGCCAUACAUCAUCCCAGUUUGCACCUCCAUUACCAGUCGGAAAUGGGAGCCUGUAUUGGACAUGACCCCCGCUUUGAACUUGCCAGACUCUCACAUCCAAGCCCUACCAAAUCCCUCCUGAUUUUAGGCCAUGUACAGCUUAACAUGCUUCAAGAUCGUUAUACGGAAAGCCCUGCAAAAGUGGGAAGCGUCAUCCCGCAAGCUUCAAUGAUGCUGAACCAGAAGCCAUCAGGACAGUCCUUUUUACCAGUAUUACAAAGCUGUUCCUCUCUUUCCUUCUUGCUUUAUUUUGUGUGUAGGGGAUUGAGGUUGUUCCUUUCUUCUGGCUUACACGGGCAGCGCAGGGUGUUUUCAGCAAGUCGAUGUUAGGUCACAUACAAACACUUGAAGCCCAGUGGGUUUGCAAGAUCCAGGCUUGUAUCCCACUUGGUGAUAUUUUCCUGUACAUGCUGGUUACCGCAGGAGAAUUUUUGGCUAAUACCAGAAUCCUUAGUAAGAGGUGGAAGUUUUCCUUGUUGCCAGAAGGCAUUGAAUUUUGCUGAUGUUCGGCAAACCAUCCUGAGAGCCUGAUUCUAAUCUCAGUAACACCAGAAAAACCUCAUUGACUUCCAAGGCAUUUGGUCAAAUUUCUGAUCUUAAUUACAGUGAGGCAAAGCCAAGAUAACUCUUAAUUAUAGGUGUUGCCUCUCAUCAUUCUUACACUCCCAGAAAGCCAGAGUGACUCCAGUUACUUAGCAUUGGUGUUGUAGCAGCCAGGAUGGUCCAGGUAACAUGGCAGAUGAUAGAUCUGCUUAAUGAUCUCUAUUACUGGACCAACAGCAUACUUGGGAGAGAUGUUAGACAAGCUUUCAGGAACCAAAUGCCCAUCCUUCAGGCUCGGAAAGAAACCUAUACAGCCUGAGCUAAACAAAGGUAGAGCAAUGACUUUUGUUUAGCACUAUUUUGUAAAGCAGAAUGGUUACUCAAAAAAAAAAAAGUGGGGGGUGAAGGUGAAGAGAGCAGUGGGGAAGGAUUCAGAAGUGUCUUCAGAUCAAGCAAGCAGAUCUUAAACCCCACCAUAUCUUUCUAAAUGCCCAUUUUUGCAUUACCUGUGCUCUCUCUGAUUUUGUGGGGCAUGCAGAAGACUUUAGAAGAGACGUCUGAAUAUUUACACAAGUGCUUUCGGGCAGCGGUUUCCAAGCUGCAGUCCAUGGGUAUUGUGCCUGGGCACUGCAAGGUGUUUUCAGAUGGAAAAGGCAAGGAUCGUGACAUGUAAAGAUUGGAUGCAGGGACUGUGCAGUGAUCCAUGAGAAAUGGAGAGGGGUGACAGUGGUCUGUUGGCCUAAAGUGCUUGGCUAUCACUGCCCUAAGGAUGUCCCAUUCCUUGAUGGUUAGGAUGGUUUCCAUUGGCUUCCGACCUCUGCAAGCUUAUGGGGAGAAGUCACCCCUGUGCAGAGAGGCAAGAUGCUCAAGAUGCACUUAAGCGAGCAAAAGCAGGACUUCAAGCAAAACCCUGCCGGAGCAAGACAGGGCUUGCAGACAGGGGACAAUAAGAUCUUGCCUCAGAAAAUUCAUCCCACAGCCUGGUGUCUACACCAUUAACAACUGGGUUCAUUGCUGCUUGUUCUGGGAUAUUUAUUGGUCUUCCUUGAAAUGGAAUAAUCCACAUGACAUUAUGUAUGUGUAUAUAUGGGUUUUUUUGUCAUAACUUAUAAUGUGGCUUUGAACUUACAGGGCCAGGCCUCCCAGGUCUUGUCAAUGAAUAUCACUUCAUUGACAUCAGUGGAAUGGCUCAACUGAUAACAGCGGAGAAUCUGCCUUGAAGUAUAUAGAUAGGUCGAUGGAUUCCUUUUUUUGCACAUAGUACUAUACACCCUGCCUUGCAAUAUUUCUCUAUACCAGGGCCAAACUCAGCAUUCAGCUCCAUUCAUGCAGCCCCAUUCAAGUUAACGGGCUCGCACAGAAGUUGAGUUAAUAGAGAGGGCCUCUUUGUGUAGUUCUGUUGAGCAAAACACAGUAUUUCCACAUUUCUGUACAGUAGCUAAUUGCUGUAGCAUCCCUGUAACCAGCAUGUCGGGUCCCCAAUGCUAUGGUUGUUUAAUAAAGUACGGAGUGGGCAUGGAAAGGGAAAAGGCUGGUGGGUGUCAAUGAUUUUCUUACAGCAUCCAGACAGCAAAUGCCUUUGAGAAAUGGGUUGCUCCUUGCUAUGCAAGUAGGGAACCUAGUUUUUGUCACUCACAGAGAGGGGAGGUAUCUAGGGGAAGAUCAGAUGAAUGCCCCAAAGAAGUGAAUGCAACAUGCAUAUGCUAAGGUUUCCCACGUGGAUGCUCACCUUGAAGAAAGAUUAUGUUACAGCUAGUUAAGAGCACUUUGCUCUGGAAUAAGAGUGUCCACACAGAGAUUGAACGCACUUAUAUGACUUACCCUUCCAAGCUCCCAGUCCAAGAUGCAGACCCCUACUCUUGCUGCAUUUGUAUGACCUUUCCUGAGGAUCCCCACAUAGCUCCUUACCCACAGUGCACCUUUACUCCAAUACCCUGCUGGAAGAGUGAAUCAACUGAGCUCCAGGGUGACUCUUGGCCAGCACUGAUCAAACACGU